AUGCCCUAACUUCACACUAAAGGCGAUUUAAUUGAAGAUUAGCAAUAAGACUAAGAUAAAAGCAUCUUCUCUUUGAGAAAUGGAACUAAAGAUGAUUAAGCUUUUGAUACGGAUAAUUAAUAAAAAUAGUCGAAAAAAUAACGUUAUAAUUAAAAUACACGUAGAAGAAAUGGUAUAAUUCAAUCGAUGAAUGUUUAAGAGCUUGUGAAGAAUUAGAAAGAUUGUCAGAAAUAGAAGCUUAAUAUAAUCACUUAAGUUAGCAGUAUUUAAAUUCCAAGAACGAAUUAAAGAAAUAAAAAGUAAAUAUAAGGAUGUAUUAGACAAAUUUUUGAUCUUGAAAUAAAGAAAAUGCAGCAAUGA
Paramecium octaurelia is the source of this 360-nucleotide messenger RNA. The record is from the annotation of a GenBank genome assembly. NCBI's taxonomy places the organism in Eukaryota, Ciliophora, Oligohymenophorea, Peniculida, Parameciidae.